Camellia sinensis is the source of this 663-nucleotide messenger RNA. NCBI's taxonomy places the organism in Eukaryota, Viridiplantae, Streptophyta, Magnoliopsida, Ericales, Theaceae. The record is from RefSeq and is a predicted model, not a curated record.
AUGGCAUAUGGAUCAAGGCAAUUAAAGAACCAUGAGAAGAAUUAUCUCACUCCUGACUUGGAGUUCGCAGCUAUAGUUCACGCCCUCAAAAUUUGGAGACACUACCUGUAUGGUGAAAAGUUUGAGAUAUUCACCGGUCAUAAAAGCUUGAAGUAUCUGUUCACCCAAAAGGAUUUGAACAUGCGUCAGAGACACUGGAUGGAAUAUCUUGAGGAUCACCAAUUUACCCUUUCCUAUCAUCCUGGCAAGGCAAACGUGGUGGCAGAUGCGCUAAGUUGCAAGAAUAGAGGGAUUGUUUCUAGUUUAGCACUUGGAGAAUGGAAUAUGGUUGGAACGCUCAAUGAAUUUGGGGUACAAAUGGAGGUUCAAGAUGAAAAGGCUUACCUUGGUGCUUUAAUUGCUAUGUCUAAAAUUUUGAGUGAGAUAUUAGAAUCACAAAAGUACGAUCAGAAGGUAGCAUUCAUCAAGGCACGAAUGGAGUCUAGUGAAACCAUGCCUGGUUGGGAAAUUCACACAAAUGGGAGUUUGAAAUAUCAAGGUCGAAUGUCCAUGCCAAGCGACGACUCACUCAGGGAAAAUGUAUUUAAGGAAUUCCACCAUUCAGUAUUCGUAGUACAUCUAGGAGGUACUAAGAUGUACCAAGACUUAAAACGUCAAUAUUAG